AUGAGAAGCUUGCAAAAGUGGAACCCAUCUCUCCUGAAAAAGGAAGUGUCUGAGGAUUCAAGCACCAAAUGUUCUAAUACUAUGGAUGAGCCAAGCUCGAAUUCUUUGAAUGUUUGCCUAGAGCAAUCAGUACGAAGCUGUGAUUCCUCAGCAGUAGAAAUGGGGACAACCAUUUCUCUUUUGUAUAAAAAACUUCUCGAUGCUGAGGACUUUGCUGAUCGUGCGGUCCAAAAAGCUAUUAUAUGUUACUGUCAAUUUGGAAAAGCUCUUAUCCAGAGACGAAGUGAAAUAGCAUCUGAAAAACAAGUUGAUCUGGAAUCCAAUACUGUCAGUAGAAUUUUAAAUAUGGAAGUUAGAGCUCAGCUCCCUGCAGAUACUUUUGAUGCACUUUUAUGA
Molecule: messenger RNA, 396 nt
Organism: Funneliformis mosseae
Lineage: Eukaryota; Fungi; Glomeromycota; Glomeromycetes; Glomerales; Glomeraceae
Source: the annotation of a GenBank genome assembly